Molecule: messenger RNA, 1449 nt
Organism: Struthio camelus australis
Lineage: Eukaryota; Metazoa; Chordata; Aves; Struthioniformes; Struthionidae
Source: RefSeq, a predicted model, not a curated record
AUGGGGAUCUCGAGGGCAAGCGGCGUGAAGGUGUCGGUGAAGACAAAGAACAGCGUCAGCCGGAAACGCAAGAGUGAGUCGGAGAAGGGACAGGAUGUGCCGAAGAUGCCCAGAGGAAAGGCCGUGAAGAAGGAGCAGGAGGAAACUCUGGGCAUGGAUCAGGAGCAGCCCGAACCCAUCCUCUGCCGAGGGCCAGCUCCGGAGCAGGAGGGCACCUCAAGGUCAGAGCGCAAGCCCCGGAGAGCAGGAACUGUGGCAGGAAGGAGGAUCCGGGCACCUGAGAUCAGAGUUGGGAAGGUGUCGAGGCAGCGGGAGAUGGGACGGGACGGCGUUAACGAUGAGGCAGCAUCCAUCUGCGGAGAGCCGGAGGACUUGGGGGAGGCCGUUGCGGGCGAAGCGGGUCUGGACACGGAGGAGAGGAGAGCAGGGCUGGGUGCCCGAGACCUGAAGAGGAAACGGGGAGGAAAUGGAGACAAGAAGCAAGAGAGAAGGAAGCGGCGAGAGAUGAGAAAAGACACCAAUGAGGAGGAUGAGUUGGAGGAAGGGGACCUGGGGACACGAGGAGAGGAGCAGGGUGCUGGUGAGGGAAGGAACGGGAGAACGGAGCAGGGAAAAGCCGGGAGGGCAACCAGGAGCGUCAGCCCCAUCCCGGGAAGGAGCGAUGGGGAAAGGACUGGGAGAGGGGACGAGGAGAAAGGGGAUGAGGACAGAUGGGGGGAGCGGGACGGGGCUGGAAAUGGGGAACAGGCAGGGCCGAGCCGGGGGAAGAAAAGGCCGGAGAAGGUGAAGGCGAAGAAGAGCAAAAAGGCGAAAUCAGAGCGGGGGAAGAGCGAGGAGCGGGAGGAAAAGUCAGGAAGGAAAAAAAUUAAAAAGGAAAAAAUUUCAGAAGCGGAGCGAGAAGUAGAAAGGGCAGAAGAGGAACAGGCGGAACAAGUGGGAGGUGGACCAGAAGGGAGUGAGAGGAGAGCUGGGAGAGGGAAGGAAAGCGAAGAUGAAAAGAGAGUCAAGCAGGAGGAGGAGGAUGAGCAAGGGGAUGAAGGACAGGGAACAAUCAUGGAGCUUGGGCAAGAGAUGAAGGAGGAGGGCGAUGUGGAGACAAGAGAAGUGCUGCAGAAGGACAAAAAGCAGAGAGCCAAGGAGAAAAAGCCAAAGGAGGAAACAAAAGAGAAGGGGAAGAAGAGCAAGGAGGUGAAGACCCCGGAGAAAACCCGGAAAAGGAAAUCCAAGGAAGAGGGAGAAGAGAAGAACCUGUGGACUGCCGCGCGCCUCCGGGUCCGCUCAGCGCCUGCAGCCGCGAACGGGCCCUGGGACAGGUGGGAAGAGGAGAAGACAGGAGAUGGGGUAAAGUGGAAGCAGCUGGAGCACAAAGGCCCCUACUUUGCCCCCCUCUAUGAGCCGCUGCCCGAUGAUGUCCAAUUUUAUUACGACGAGCAUCCCAAGGUAAAGUAA